GGGUUUUCUUAAUCAGACUGUUUUUCGGUCCGAGGGAAAAGGAGGAAGAAGGAGAUUGUGAUGGAGAAAGGGGGUCUGUAAAUCGUCAGGCACCGCACAAAGGCUUUGCCACGUAAUUACAGGCUCCUAUUAAGUCGAGAUCUGCCCUCCCAGGGGUCUCCAAUUUUCUUGUAUUCCCUACAAAGCGUCCUCUGCAUGCCAGUUUGUGCCUUUUGAAGUGCCAGAGAGCUUCUUGAUCCAACUGAGAAGGAAAAGGAGCUGAGCAAGAAGAGGGGGAGAGAGAAGAGAAAGGGGGAACCCACCACCACCACCCUCCUUCGGACUCCGAAGCCCUUUUCCCCCCUCCUUCCUCACGAAAAGUAAAGUGAGAAUCCUGCUCUCCAGUACAUCUGCAAGACAUCACCCUCUCCUCCUGAAACUUUAGUCACUCCUGAGAAUCCGCAGGAGUGCGGAGAGGGGGAACACGCUUUCUUGAAGAUGUUUUAAAGCUGGGACAAGCCUUCUUCUGUUGGUGCUUGAACUCUUGCCUGGGAAUAACUUUUUUAGCCUUAAAAAAAAACACACCCACUUUGAUUCUUCUCUCCCACCCCUUCUCCUCUCUUCUUGUGUUUGCCUAACUCCCCCGCCCUGCUGGCUUCCCCUCUCUCCUCUCUCCCCCUUACUAUUAUUUUUAGUGUGUGCGUGUGGACGCUUUUGGAGAGAGAGGUGGAAGGAAUUCUUUUCUCCUGACUUGAACGGAGGGUGACUGUCGGACUUUAUUUUUUUGGUGUGGGUUAUCUCCUUGGAUCGCACCGGACUUGGCCUCGGGAAGGCAGCCGGGGCUGUCAGAGGCGGCGGCAGGAGAGCGCUCUGCUCUGCACCAGGGGUCCCCCGCCCUCUUUCCACUUUUUUUCUUCCCCCCUGAUCUUCCCCUCCUCUUCUCUCUCUCUCUCUCUCUCUCUCUCUCUCUCUCUCUCUCUCUCUCUCUCUCUCUCUCUCUCUCUCUCUCUCUCUCUCUCUCUCCUCUCCACUCCCCCUCUCUCUUCCCCACUCGGCUCCUCUCCCCCCUCGCGCCCACAGCGUUUGGUGUUGAUUCGAGCGGGAAGAGGGGGGUGGGUGGGAUCCGAGGGGGAGACCAUGACCUCCAGCUACGGGCACGUCCUGGAGCGGCAGCCGGCGCUGGGCGGCCGCUUGGACAGCCCGGGCAACCUCGACACCCUGCAGGCGAAGAAGAACUUCUCCGUCAGUCACCUGCUCGACCUGGAGGAGGCCGGCGACAUGGUGGCGGCACAGGCGGACGAGAGCGUGGGCGAGGCGGGCCGCAGCCUGCUGGAGUCGCCAGGGCUCACCAGCGGCAGCGACACCCCGCAGCAGGACAAUGAUCAGCUGAACUCAGAGGAAAAGAAAAAGAGAAAGCAGCGGAGGAACCGGACCACCUUCAACAGCAGCCAGCUGCAGGCUCUGGAGCGCGUCUUUGAGCGGACCCACUACCCUGAUGCUUUUGUGCGAGAAGACCUCGCCCGCAGGGUGAACCUCACUGAAGCCAGAGUGCAGGUGUGGUUUCAGAACCGAAGAGCCAAAUUCCGCAGGAACGAGAGAGCCAUGCUGGCCAAUAAAAACGCUUCCCUCCUCAAAUCCUACUCAGGAGACGUGACUGCCGUGGAGCAGCCCAUUGUACCUCGUCCUGCUCCAAGACCCACCGAUUAUUUCUCCUGGGGGACGGCCUCUCCGUACAGUGCCAUGGCUACUUAUUCUGCCACAUGUGCCAACAAUAGCCCUGCACAGGGCAUCAACAUGGCCAACAGCAUUGCCAACCUGAGACUGAAGGCCAAGGAAUAUAGUUUACAGAGGAACCAGGUGCCAACAGUCAACUGAGGAAAAAAAUAAUUAAACAGGCCUAAGAAGAAAUCCAAAAAAAACCAUAAGACACCUAUCCUGUUCUGUCAUUUCUUCAUCUGCUGGAAAAAAUAAUAAAAAUAAACAAACCAAAAAACACACAAAAACAAACAGAACUAAACUAUUGGGACCAUGGCAGAGAAGCACAGGAGAGGAGCCAAAUGAAAAUUAGUUACCAAACACUCCUCCUCCCUCUGGGACACCAGCAACACUUGUUUCUGGGUGUGUUCGUUUUGUUUUCCCUUCUUUCCAUGCUUUGCUUCAUAUACUCCGAGCUUCUUCAAUUGGGUUCAGCCCCCGCCCCUCCCUAUGAUUGUAUGGGUUUUAAGAAAGUCUACGACGGCCAAAGAAGCCAUAUAUAUAUAUAUAUAUCAGAAUAAUUGCCUAUAGUCUCCUCAUUGAUGAGUUGAAGCCUCAGUGCCUUGCCCCAUCCUUCUUCCCAGUUCUCUGCACAGAAGCUGCAGGAACUUCUGAAAAGCCAAUCUUUCUAAAGAAUCUGUGCCAGACAUGAUUUUCUUUCUCUCUGUCUCCAUCUCUGCUGGUCAUGGAAAGGUUUUUCCAUCAGCUACUGGGGGGUAGAGGGGGAGAGAAACAAUCAUGUGUCACUCGCCUGUCUGUUCCAGUUUGAUUGGCUGUGUCUGGCUCAUUCUAAGCAAUAAGCUCUAGACCUAAGCUCUAGAUUUAAGCUCUAAGCUAUAGAUGAUAUCACCAUCAUCCCUAUCUUAAUAAUCACCCACCUUAAGUUAAAGAUGCUUGUUGUUUUUGAAGGAUUUUCUGUCAUGGACUAUUUGGUAGACGAACUAUUUUUCAUUUGAAUGAGGGAGAGAAAUUUAUCUCGGAAAACAAAGACCGAGUUGUGAAAGGCAUAGCUUAUAUCUCAUUGGUGCCUUAAGGGUCAUCAGAUGCACACUUAUAUAUUUACUGUAUAUAUUUAUAUAUUUUAUAUAUAUAUAAAAUAUUCUUGCAAGCUCAAGUUUGCAGUUUCUCAAACACAAGGAAAAGCAAAUUUCACACCAUCACCACUGUCCUUCUCCCUACAGUGAUGAGACUUUUUAUUGGGGAUUUUGUUUCCUUUCUUGCUCUCCACAAAAUUCUCAUUAAGGUCCACAGGGCAGCUGUUGGAGAACAGGUCUUGUUUUCAUAGUAGGGCUUUAAACAAAUGAGAAACUAUGUGAAGCUUUAAGGAUGUCUUUGAGUUUAGGGGCUGAGCUCUGGUGGAAUGCUGGUCUGUCCUGCUCUGUCAGGGGAAUUACACUGAGAGAGGGGAGGAAAAGCCAUCUGGCCAUCUGCCCUUUUUCUACUCAACAGGAAUCUGAAAGACACAUGUUUAUUGGAAUAUUUGAAGAUUUGUCUAAAUCUCAAAAAAGGCAAUUAUUUUAUUUUCCAAUAUUUUGAAAUAAAGGUUAGUGGCUAGGCUGGGAGCCAGGACUGACCUUUCUUUGUUUCUUUCUCUUUGUUUCCAGCUGUGCUUUUGUGACUUGUCAGGUGGACUUGACCAAAUCCCAUUACGAUGUGGGUACCUCAGUUUACCUUUUUGAAAAAUGGGUUUAACAAUACUUACCUACCUCACAGGGGUGUUGUGAGGCCCUAUACAUUUGCUUCUUCAUUCUUUCCCAUAUUCUCUGUAUUUCCAGCACUUUGUAGCCAUGAAAGGAAGGGGACUAUAAAAGUUUUCAAGGCUAAUGGAAGGACACAGUAUCUUGUUUUCUAGCAAGGAAAUGAUACCUUGCUUCUAAUGCUUAUAAUUUUGCAUUUGGAAUAGGUUUAUAUUUAUAGACCUCUCAGAAUUCACAUCAUUUGACCAAAGUAAUCUAAGAUACACAUAACAAACACAUUUUCAAUUUACAUUUUCAUCCUGGCCAGCUUGAUUGUAAUAACUUUAGUUAUCAGUGACUUAAAAGCUUCAGACUGAUUAUGGCCAAAUAUGUCAACUUUCAGUGACAGGCAAGGAAUUGGGGUUUAAGAUGCAUUUAAGAAUAUAUUUGUUUUGGCCUACCAGAUUGAGCUCAUGGUGUUAUUUUUUCAGUCAAACAUCCCCCAGUCUAAAAGUGUAUUUUGAAUGUUAAUUCUGUACUUUUCUCUGUAACAAGAAGGAAGCCCAUCUGAUGCAUUUUGCUCUCAUCAACCAAUUUCCUGUGUGUGUUUCUUUUCACCUACUACUCAAACAUUUCUUACCAAAUGGUUCACAUAAGCUGGCUAACAACACAUAUUACUUGCUUCCCAAAGAGUCCCUGGACUGAUUCUUUUGUCCCAUUAGCUGCUGUGGAUUAUUGAGUUUCAAAGGAACAGUGCAUCCUAACAGAUUAAAAUAUUCUUUGUGAAAUCAGUGCAAUCCAAGAAACUGGUAAACUUUUGAAGUUGGAGGUUUAAGAAGAAUGGCUGAAAGAGGAUUUGGAUUCUAGGGCAGGGAACAGAAACCAUACAUUGAAAAAUAAAAUUGCUAAGAGGGGCGGAAUCUUAGAAGAGGCAGCCAAGAGAUAGAGGGUCAUGUAAAGUCAUUUGAAGCUUCUAUCUUGACAUCCAUUUUCAGUGGUGAACAGAAAGGUCUGAACCCAUAACCCUAAUGCUAGGUGAAACUGGGCAGUUUUACCCAAUAUUGCAAUAUUCCCUGAGCAAGAGAUAUCUGGGAAUAUCAUGGAAGAAUCAGUAUUGGUCAGCCAUAGGAACUGGCAUUGUUGGUGAAUGCAUACCACAAGCAUCUAUUAUCUAAGCACUUGAUCAAGAAGUAUACCCAUGGUAUAAGCACUCGGUGUUGUUCAUUUAUUAUUGACUUGACAUAAGUAGGAGUUCAUAUGUGAUUUGGAGGAGUAACCUUCUGGCUCCUGAGCCAGGCAUCAAGAGAGGGCCUCAGAGCCCCAGAGUUCAAAGGCAUACCCCUGCUCCUCACCAUCAUUAUACUCAGAUACAGAUGAAUACUUACAAAUUCUCUGUCUGUGUCCCCAAUCCCUUGGAAACAAGAUGCUGAUUUAUGGGGUAUGUGGCACAUUAAAUGGAACCAGAAGAGGUGACCGAAUAAAAAAGGGAAUGACAUUUAGGGUAUAAAGAUCUCAUAAGAAAUGUAAUAUGUAAAUUAUAUCUUGCUUUAUGAUGUAAAAUAUACAUUGUUUGCGCUAGAAUAGAAAUGAUUCCUUUCCAAUAAAAAGAAACAAGGAUA
Pipistrellus kuhlii (Kuhl's pipistrelle) is the source of this 5029-nucleotide messenger RNA. RefSeq names its product paired related homeobox 1 (gene PRRX1). Lineage: Eukaryota; Metazoa; Chordata; Mammalia; Chiroptera; Vespertilionidae. Gene Ontology annotation, molecular function: DNA binding; DNA-binding transcription factor activity, RNA polymerase II-specific. Gene Ontology annotation, biological process: regulation of DNA-templated transcription. The transcript has 4 exons. The coding region runs from base 1117 to 1854 and encodes 245 amino acids. The record is from RefSeq and is a predicted model, not a curated record.